This is a messenger RNA of Saimiri boliviensis boliviensis (Bolivian squirrel monkey), 6365 nucleotides long. The record is from RefSeq and is a predicted model, not a curated record. Lineage: Eukaryota; Metazoa; Chordata; Mammalia; Primates; Cebidae.
UCUCUUGUUCUCUCUCACUCUUUGUAUGUAUCUCUUUAUCUCUAUGUAUCCCUACCAGUCCCCUAGAUAGAGGGGCACUUGUCAACUUGAAUCCCUGAAGAUACCUAAUGACUUACCCGGACACAGCAUAGAAGGGCCCUGGCCCUCAUCUACCCCACACCGCUCCCCAUUCACUGUAGAAGGGAAAAUUGAGGACCAGAAAGCCCAGGGCCUCACUGAAAUGCAGCGGCAGAGUUGAAACUCAAGCCUAGAUCUCACGACUCUAGGUAGGAUCCUGGCUCUGGCUCUCUCCCCGACUGCAGGCCUGUUUACCCCUCAGCACCCAUAAGGGGAAGGGGGACCUGGGCCACCAUUCCCCCUUCUGCCUUCUCACAUGUUGGACCCUAACUUCUCACAGACUAGAUGAUCCACAAUCACAGCAUGGGGCCCAGCCUCAUAAGAGCUGGGCUAGGUGAGGCCCCAGGCCCCAUAGGUCAGGAGGCCUAGUUGACCAGAGUAUGGUGAUGAUGGAAGCGUGUCCGUCAGUCAGGUUUUGUGUCCCCAGAGCUGGUGCUGGUCUCUGAGAAUGUUGAUCGUGGGGCCCGUCCAGAGAGUUUGGUGGUGGGUUCUGUAUUGGCAAAGGUGGAGGCUUUUCCAGCUCCCCCUGUGAGGCCCAGGCCAAAGGCACACCAGCCUCAACCUCCUCCUCCCCGUGUUGCCAUCUCUGGCGGAACGGCCAUGAAUUUGGGAAUGUUGUUCCAGAGUAGACAGAGAGACAGGCCCUGCGGAGGCUGGCCGUGGUUCCAGGCCUGGUAGGCAAGAGGCCCUAUGAAGCAGCGAGCUGCCUGACCUUCAGGUGGUUCCAGGGAGUUUGGACACCAGAGACACUGGCCUAUAUACAUACUGAGAAGUUAGGACUGUAGACCCCACAGUCUGUGGUUUUGAGAUUCUAGGAUCCUUUAAAUCGAAGGAAUGCUGUUUUAUGAUUCUGAGGUCCUGGUGUUAUACUAUUUGAAGACCCCAGGGGUCCCAUGCCUGGUACUCUCAGAGCUUCAAACCUGGAUCCUCUCUACAACUCAAGAAGGGCCAGGCCUACAGAGCCAGGGGGUUGUCACAGUGGCCAGAUGGACAUCACCUACCACAUCCACCAGCACCCACGUCACCCCACCUGGGCCAAGCCUGCUACAGGACAGGGCAGACAGUUCUCGGAACGAAACCUAUGGGGUGGGGUAUCUGCCCUCUUCUCUUCCUCCGUGGUGUCGAUGAAGCCCAGCGCAUCCGGCCGCCAUGACGUCAAUGGCGGAAAAAUCUGGGCAAGUCAAGGGCUGUGACAACAGGCCCCAGAUGCAGACCCCGAUAUGAAAACAUGAUCUGUGUCCCAGAAACAUCCCCCAUUCAGCUUCUGAGAAACCUAGUCAGAAAGGGACGUCCCAACAGACAGUGCAGGAAGCCAGCUGCCCAGCCCGACCCUCCAGGUCCCCUACUCCCAGACAGAUCAUCUCCAUGUCCUUGUCUGAGAAUGUAUCUAUGCUUCGCUGAGUCAGGCCAUCCCACAUGUGUUGGGGAGAAUUCUUAGCUCUGGCCACAUGUCCAGGCAGCUUCAGAAGUGACCGCAGGCCAGCUGCGUGGGCCAGACCAGAAUGAUGGAAAACAUCCGUUCGCACCAAAAUCGGUAUUAGUUUGUUCUGGCUGCUGUAACCAAGUACCACAACCGAGUGGCUUCAGCAACAGAAAUUGAUUAUCUCACAGUACUGGAGGCCGGAGUCCAAGAUCAAGGUGUUGGCAGGGUUGAUUCCUUCUGGGGGCCGUGAGGGAGAAGCUGUUCCAGGCCUCUCCCCCAGCUUCUGGUCGUUGAUGGCGAUCUUUGUUAUUCCUUGGCUUGAAGGAGCAUCACCCCAUCUCUGGCUUCAUUCAUUCACUCAUACAUUCACUCACAUCAUCUCAUCAGUACUCUCACAGACCCUUGUUCGGAGCCUCCACCCACAGUCUGGAUUCUCACACAGUAAUGUUCUAAGCCCCCAGGAGAGUAAGAACUUAAUACCUGUAUUCUCACACUCAUCUCCCUCAGCACCACAGCUCUGACAACCCCCAGGGGGUGACAGCAAAGAAAGGAAGGGACAACUGCCACCCCACAACCCUUCUAUACUCCCCCAGGCUGCUGUCGGCAGCUGUGUGCCCAACUCAGUGUUGUGAGGUGGAACGGGGAGACAGGGAGACAAGACAGACAGACAGACACAGACACAGACACACACACACACACACACACACACACACCGGAGAGUUUGUAAAAUGUGCACAUGGACACACACUUCCUAAAGAAAGUAGAGUUCUCAAAUCGCUGUGAGACUAUGAAACUCAGCAUCUGAGCAUCCCCUUCCGUAAAAUGGGGUUGGCUAGGCAGUCCCUUCCAGCCCUGGCUUCCUCUAAGGCCAGGAUUACAGGAUCCCGAAAAGCCAAGGCUUCCCUCAGGAAGUGGAAUGUUCUGGGGUUCAGCAGAGGGACCUGGAGCCAUUGUGGAGAGCUUUCAAGGUGAAGACAAUAGAAGAGCAGGCCUUGCAUGGCUUAGACAGGGGAAGAGGAGAAGGAGUGGGCAUUCCAGGCAGGGCAAGUAGCAUGAGCCAGGCUUGAGGGCCAGAAAUUGAGGUGAACUCUGAUGGGGGCUGGGCUGAGGAGUUUCCACAGGCCCCAGUUCAAAAAAGCCCAUCUCUCCUCCUCUCUGGCACCUGCCGUGCUAGAUCCAUGCAUGAUCACACUUCUGGACUCGCCUCCUUGCCCUGAGAUCCAGACUCCCUUAUUCAGCUGCUCCCUCAGCCUCUCCACUCACACAUCUAAUGCCAGACUCUUCAUGUCCAUCCACAGCUGCACUUUCACCCCUAACCCCACUCCCUGCCAUAUCCCCCAUCUCAGGUAAUGUCCGCUCAGCCCUUCCAGCUACUCAAGCUAAAACCCAUGUCACUUUGACCCUCCCUCUCUUACCCACUACAUCCAAGCUGCCUGCACUGCUCCCGAUCCAGCUUCAGAUUAGUCUCAGAAUCUACCCACUUCUCACCUUCUCCACUGCCACCAGCCCGUUCUGUGCCAGCAUCAUCGCUUGCCAGGACUGUUGCAAUAGCCUCCUCACUAGCCCCACUCACAGCACCCAGAUGAAUUUUUUGAGUCCAUGCUUAGUCACAGGGCAAAAUAGGACUCCCAGGAGAAAGUCUGAGACUAGGUCCAGCAAGAUAAGCAAAGGCAGCCUAUGCAGGGUGCAGGGAGGGCUGGAGACCUGAGGCUUGAAGACAGCUCUCAAGUGGAAAGAGAAACAACCAUUGCCCUUGUACACACCAGGGCUGUGCUGGCAUGGGCAGGCAAGCCAGGUGCUGGACCUGUGCAUGUGGGGCGUGUGUGGGUAUGCACGUGUACCUGGGUUCCCGACGUGUGUGUGUGUGUGUGUGUCCUGAGCUGGGGUACAGCUGUGGGGUCCCUCGGGACAUGUCCCAGCCAAUGCCUGCUCUGACCAGAGGGGUGUCCACGUGUACCGAUGUUCCUGACGCACGUGUGUGUGGGGGUGUGUGUGUGUGUGUGUGUGUGUGUGUGUGUGUGUGUCCUGAGGUGGGGUGCAGCUGUGGGGCCCCUCGGUACAUGUCCCAGCCAAUGCCUGCUCUGACCAGAGGGGUGUCCACGUAUACCUAUGUUCCUGACACACGUGUGUGGGGUGUGUGUGUGUGUGUGUGUGUGUCCUGAGCUGGGAUGCAGCUGUGGGGCCCCUCGGGACAUGUCCCAGCCAUUGCCUGCUGUGACCAGAGGGGUGUCCACGUGUACCUAUGUUCCUGACGCACGUGUGUGUGUGUGUGUCCAGAGCUGGAGUGCAGCUGUGAGGCCCUUUGAGACAUGUCCCAGCCAAUGCCUACUCUGACCAGAGGGGUGUCCACGUGGUUCAGGUGGUCAAGUAUUUCAUACUGCCCCGGCACAUGUGUGACUCCUUUCCCUUAUGUCUAUGCAGCCUGCUCUCGGACAAGGACUCGAUGCCCAACCCCAGGCCAGUCAAGCCCUCAGCCCCUUCCUUGGCCCUUGGCCCAUCCCCAGGAGCCUCACCCAGCUGGAGGGCUGCACCCAAAGCCUCAGACCUGCUGGGAGCCCGGGGCCCAGGGGGAGCCCUCCAGGGCCGAGAUCUUCGAGGCGGGGCCCAUGCCUCCUCCUCCUCCUUGAAUCCCAUGCCACCAUCGCAGCUGCAGCUGCCCACACUGCCCUUAGUCAUGGUGGCACCCUCCGGGGCACGGCUGGGCCCCUUGCCCCACUUACAGGCACUCCUCCAGGACAGGCCACAUUUCAUGCACCAGCUCUCCACAGUGGAUGCCCACGCCCGGACCCCUGUGCUGCAUGUGCACCCCCUGGAGAGCCCAGCCAUGAUCAGCCUCCCGCAGCCCACCACCACCACUGGGGUCUUCUCCCUCAAGGCCCGGCCUGGCCUCCCACCUGGGAUCAAUGUGGCCAGCGUGGAGUGGCUGUCCAGGGAGCCGACACUGCUCUGCACCUUCCCAAAUCCCGGUGCACCCAGGAAGGACAGGUCAGUGGACAGGGCUGGGAAGGAUCCUCGACCUUCUAUCCCCUCCCCUGACACCCUUUGUUCCCCCAGCACCCUUUCGGCCACACCCCAGAGUUCCUACCCACUGCUGGCAAAUGGCAUCUGCAAGUGGCCUGGAUGUGAGAAGGUCUUCGAAGAGCCAGAGGACUUCCUCAAGCACUGCCAGGAGGACCAUCUUCUGGAUGAAAAGGGCAGGGCGCAAUGUCUCCUCCAGAGAGAGAUGGUACAGUCUCUGGAGCAACAGCUGGUGCUGGAGAAGGAGAAGCUGAGUGCUAUGCAGGCCCACCUGGCCGGGAAAAUGGCAGUGCCCAAGGCUCCAUCUGUGGCAUCAUCUGACAAGGCCUCCUGCUGCAUUGUAGCUGCUGGCAGCCAAGGCAGCAUGGUCCCAGCCUGGUCUGGCCCCCGGGAGGCCCCCGACAGCCUGUUUGCUGUGCGGAGGCACCUGUGGGGCAGCCAUGGAAACAGCACAUUCCCAGAGUUCCUCCACAACAUGGACUACUUCAAGUUCCACAACAUGCGGCCCCCUUUCACCUACGCCACGCUCAUCCGCUGGGCCAUCCUGGAGGCUCCAGAGAAGCAGCGGACACUCAAUGAGAUCUACCACUGGUUCACACGCAUGUUCGCCUUCUUCAGAAACCAUCCUGCCACCUGGAAGAACGCCAUUCGCCACAACCUGAGCCUGCACAAGUGCUUCGUGCGAGUGGAGAGUGAGAAGGGGGCUGUGUGGACCGUGGAUGAGCUGGAGUUCCGCAAGAAACGGAGCCAGAGGCCCAGCAGGUGUUCCAACCCUACACCUGGCCCCUGACCUCAGGACCAAGGAAAAGAGGAUGGACAAAACAGGGGCCAAACUGGUGGGAGGCAGAGGUGGUGGGGACAGGGAUGACAGGCCCUGGAUGUGCCCACAGGGACCAAGAAGCGAGGUUUCCACCAUCUUGCCUGCAAGGGCCCCUGUUCCCCUGUUGGCAGCCACCCCCUCCCCCAUCAUAUCCUUUGCCCCAAGGCUGGUCAGAGGGGCUCCAGUCCCAGCCCCAGCCCCCACCUCUACCCCAGACACCCCCCAGUCGAGCCCUAUAGCCAAACAGCCUGCCUCAGCUGCUCGCACAGAUGACUUCAGGGCUGGAAAAGUCACACAGACACACAAAAUGUCACAAUCCUGUCCCUCACUCAACACAAAUCCCAAAAUACAGAGAGCCUGCCUCAGUACACUCGAACAACCUCAAAGCUGCGUCAUCACACAAUCACACACAAGCCUGGCCCUGACAACCCACAUACCCCAAGGCACACACCCACAGCCAGCCUCAGGUCCCACAGGGGCACUGUCACACAAGGGUGUGCCCAGAGGCCUACACAGAAGCAGCAUCAGUACCCUCAGGAUCUCAGGUCCCACAAAGCCACACAGACACAUAAUUGCUCAUACAUGGUCUCAUGCAGCUCCCGACACAUGCUCGGUCACACACAUGGCCCGUUAGAACUCACCUGCAUAUCUCACACAUGUGCACACACACAGCCCCCCAGUGGGUCUGAGUCCCAUGCAGACACACAUAGCCACACACACUGACUUGCCAAAAAUACCCUGUCUCCCCUGCCACUCACCUCACUCCCAUGCCCUGAGCCCUGAUCCAUGCCUCAGCUUAGACUGCAGAGGAACUCAUUUAUUUGGGAUCCAAGGCCCCCAACCCACAGUACCCUCCCCAAUAAACUGCAGCUGAGCUCCCCACAUGCUGGACUAUCACCCCAGAUAAGGGCUGUGGUCAGUGGGCAGGGGUCUGGGUCCAAGGCGGCAGCAGAAGGAACUGGGCAGCAGAGGGAGUAGCGAAGGCAA